Messenger RNA from Chlamydomonas reinhardtii, 1250 nucleotides. RefSeq lists its product as uncharacterized. Lineage: Eukaryota; Viridiplantae; Chlorophyta; Chlorophyceae; Chlamydomonadales; Chlamydomonadaceae. Bases 68 to 334 code for a protein of 88 amino acids. The record is from RefSeq and is a predicted model, not a curated record. The transcript is spliced from 3 exons.
AACCCGGAUUCACUUCAGCUUUGGGCACCGUCCCAAACGUGCACACUCUUUGGACCCGCUUUUAGAGAUGGUAGUACGACGUGGAAACCUAACCCCCCACACGCCGGUCGUGUCGUGGCUGUCCUCGCUGCGCUCCGCCACGUCACGGGUGCCGCUGCUGAGCGCGGGGGCGGACUACCUGUACGGCCUGGUUGACACGUCCACCGCCUACUACUGCUACACCAGUGGCAGCAACGAAUCAGGGGGCUGCAACAAAGAUGCGCGAGUGCCACUGCUACUGCUGUUCGAUAUACGACGUGUCGUGACCUGGCGUGUGACCGUGCGUAUCGUGUGACUGAGUGAUUUGGGUGUGGUUUUGGCGUGUCGGAAGAGGGGAACGUGCCCGAGGUUGGUUGGCCCGACACGGUGUGUUGCAUGGGAGGCCGGAGUACGGGUGAUCAGAGAGAGGAUAUAGGUCGCGUCUGAGAGCGGCUAGAGCCGUCUCUCAUUCCGAUCCUAGGCGAGAUAGUCUUUGACCGUUCAAUGUGAGGGACCCGUCCUAGUGGACGUUAAACUCUUUGGCAACAUGUAAGCCGGAGCGUCGCCUUGCGCCACCCUCUCGUUCGCUACGCAUGUGCUCCUGGCCACCUACGCCGUGGCCAACACGGCCAGUUGCAGAGGCCGACAUAACAGAUCUGCAAACAUCGGAAUGAGAGACGGGGUCAGUGUCCUAUCAUAGGGCGCGACAGACGUACUGGGAUUGAUAAUGCACCUGCAAAUCUGCAGGCGGACGGGGGACCGCAAGGGUGGGACCGCGGGCCCACCAGUGGGGCCCGCGCCUGUGGCCACGCGCGGCGCAACGACUGUUGGGCGUACUCGCGCGUAUUAGUCAUUGCAGCACAUUAAGUAGAUUACUAAUCAACUCUUGCAGAGUGCGGUAGUCGAAAGCGCGCGGGAGUCGCUGCAGAAACAAAGAUGCGUUGGGUCAGCUUCAGUGCUGGUAAGUUGACAAUUCUGUGUGCUUUUAGAAGAACUGACGGCAGUAAUGGUUCCGUUCCCCUCGGGCGGCACGGCGGCGGUGGUGGCUGUUAUAGUGCAUGUCAAGCACGAGCAAGAUUGCCUUUUCUGCACCCACAGGUUAUGAGGCGUGAAGUGGUGUCAGCUGUUCGGGUGUUGCCAGGGAGAGGUGUUUGUGGGAUGGGCCUGCGUUCGUGGUCAUUGGGAUGGGGUGUCAGAUGAGUGAGUUGCGUGUCUUCCAUUAAACGUGAGGU